AUGGAAGUGGCAUCUCCCUCCGAUCGAGAUCCGCAGGCAGGGCUGCACCCCUCCGCCGGCUCCAGCUCCAGCUCCAACCCCAUCUCCAGAGACAGUAACAUGGCUAGAAAGUUACAAAAUGCAGCAUGUCUAACUAUGCGAGUACUACAACAAAUCACAGAUAAUUUCUCCGAGAAGCGAAAAAUUGGUCAAGGCGCAUAUGGAACAGUUUACAAGGGGGUGCAUGCCAGUGGGGAAGAGAUAGCUGUAAAGCUGCUCCAUAAUAACCUGCAAGGAACUGACGACGAGCAAUUCAAACGUGAGUUUGAAAACCUUAUGAGGCUUGAUCAUCACAACAUUGUACAGUUAGUUGGCUAUUGCUACGAAACACAUCAUAAACCUAUGCUGCAUAAUGAAGAAACCAUUUACGCUGAAGAAACAAACAGAGUGCUCUGUUUUGAGUAUAUGCGAAAUGGGAGCCUUCAAAAGCAUAUUUUUGAGGAAUGUGAUGGACUUGACUGGCACACACGUUAUGAAAUUAUCAAAGGGACAUGUGAGGGCUUAAAAUACCUUCAUGAAGGAUUCAAAGAACCAAUUUACCAUAUGGACUUAAAACCUGACAAUAUACUGCUAGAUAAGAAUAUGAUGCCAAAACUAGCAGAUUUUGGCUUGUCUAAGCUCUACGAUGGAGAACAAUCGAUGAUCACUCAAAGUCUUGCGGGAACAAUUGGAUACUUGCCGCCAGAAUAUUUGUUUGAACACGUAGUCUCGAAAAAGCUGGACAUAUUCAGUCUGGGUGUUGUAGUGACAAAGAUAAUUACGGGACCUAGAGGCCCCACCAGAAGGGCUGAAAUGACACACCAAGAGUUUACUAAUCAACAACAAUAUUAUCAGGGAUGUUGUAGCGCAAGGAAGUGA
Messenger RNA from Triticum turgidum subsp. durum (durum wheat), 897 nucleotides. The record is from the annotation of a GenBank genome assembly. NCBI's taxonomy places the organism in Eukaryota, Viridiplantae, Streptophyta, Magnoliopsida, Poales, Poaceae.